AUGACAGCCGCUAUUCUAUACACUGGCACAGAUUCUUUCAUGGGUUAUCUAGUCUUCCAUGUAUGUGGUCAACUCGAAAAUUUCAGGAUGCGUAUUCUUAAUUUGGAUAAAUUCAAUCACUACGAGAAAGCACUAUCAUCUAGUGUGCAGGAUCAUAUACAUCUUAUCAGGUUUCGUACUGAUGAAACAAAUAAAGAAAUAAUAACACAAGGUAGCAAUCUCUCAAUUCUUCGACUUAUUUACAUCCUGACAGCUGUCAUUAAUACAUUUACACAUAUGUGUCUUUAUUGUGUGGUAGGUGAAUUUUUAGUCAUUCAAUGUGAAGAGGUAUAUGAGGCUGUUUAUAACUACGAAUGGUACAAUUUAAAACCGAAACAAGCCAAAAAUCUAUUGAUUAUAAUGAUGUUAGUCAAUAGGCCACUGUACCUUACUGCAGGAAAACUUUUUCCUAUGACGAUGGCUACAUUUUGCAAUCUGUUAAAAACAUCUGGUGGUUACAUAUCAGUUUUAUUAGCACAUCGUAAUUAA
This is a messenger RNA of Atta colombica, 528 nucleotides long. RefSeq lists its product as uncharacterized. The transcript has 4 exons. Gene Ontology annotation, molecular function: olfactory receptor activity; odorant binding. The record is from RefSeq and is a predicted model, not a curated record. The coding region runs from base 1 to 528 and encodes 175 amino acids. NCBI's taxonomy places the organism in Eukaryota, Metazoa, Arthropoda, Insecta, Hymenoptera, Formicidae. Gene Ontology annotation, cellular component: plasma membrane. Gene Ontology annotation, biological process: sensory perception of smell; detection of chemical stimulus involved in sensory perception of smell.